AUGCGAGCAGGUCCUCGCAACCUACUUUUCUUAUCAUGCCUUGCCCCAGCGCAGGCCUUCUUCAAAGUCCCCUGCAGCAAUCCCCUCGUUGUCGAGCGCGCCGACCCAAUAAUCCAACCUGGAAUCGCAGCUAGCCAUGCCCACACUAUCAUGGGUGGCUCCGGGUUCGGAUUCACCAUGGACUACAACCAGACCCAAGAAGCGCAGUGUAGUUCAUGUGCACCGGUUGCAGAUAAAUCGAACUACUGGAUCCCGACGCUGUACUAUAGAGCGCAGAACGGGACUUUCAAGGCCGUAGAGCAGAACGGGGGCGCUUUGGUUUACUAUCUCCAACGCGAAGACCCAAACAACCCCGACAUCCUCGCACCACCCUCAGACCUACGCAUGGUCGCCGGCGACCCCAUGGACCGGAAAUACAAAGACACCCCCGCCGCCGACGCCCGGAGCUACGCAUGCCUCGACUACACAGGCGAUGCAAAGCCCGAAACAAACGGGUUCCCGAACUACAACUGCCCCGACGGACUGCGCACGCAGGUGUUCUUCCCGUCGUGCUGGGACGGGGUCAACUAUGAUAGCGAUGACCAUAAAUCGCACAUGGCGUACCCGAAUGAGACGUACAAUGCGGGGCCCUGUCCCGAGAGCCAUCCUGUCAAGAUUGUGUCUAUUUUCAUUGAAGUUAUUUGGCAUACUGAGGCUUUCGCGGAGGAUUGGUAUGGCGACGCCCAGCCGUUCGUCUGGUCGAAUGGAGAUCCAACGGGGUAUGGGCUGCAUGGGGAUUUUAUAAACGGCUGGGACGUCCCCGUCCUCCAGGAAGCAAUCGACACAUGCGACGACGAGGGCGGCGACAUCAAAAACUGCGCCGCCCUGUCCUUAUACAACGACACCAUGACCGAAGGGUGUCUGCUUGAGCCCUCCAUCGACGAAAAGCUCACGGGCUGGCUCGACGCCCUCCCGGGCUGUAACCCCGUACAGGACGGCCCGGGCGACGCAAAAUCCCCAAGCGCCUGCAACGCGCCGAAAGCAAUCGACAAGCCGCAGCACUACUAUACGGAUGUGACAGACGAGCUGGGGUGGGCGUGGAUCGGGUGCGCGCGGGACGACGUUAGCGACGGCGAUGGCGAGCGUGUCCUUAGUGAAUCUAGUUCCAGCAGCGAUGAGAUGACCGUGCAGAAGUGUAUCCGCAGCUGCAAGGCCGAUGGGUAUAGCCAUGCGGGGGUGGAAUUCGGGCGCGAGUGCUACUGUGGGAACGGGGUCGAGGCUGCGCGACGGCCGGCGAUCGCGCCGAUGGGGAAGUGUUUGAGCCCGUGCAGCGGUGACUCUGGCCAGAUGUGCGGUGGAGCGGCGUAUGUUGGGCUUUAUCGUGCGUGUGGAAGUGGAAAUGGAAGUGGGAGUGGGACUGAAGCUGGGGAUGGAGCGUGUGAGAAUCUGGAGUACCCCGCGGUUCCCCAGUAG
Molecule: messenger RNA, 1452 nt
Organism: Aspergillus puulaauensis
Lineage: Eukaryota; Fungi; Ascomycota; Eurotiomycetes; Eurotiales; Aspergillaceae
Exons: 3
Coding region: 1-1452 (483 amino acids)
Source: RefSeq, a predicted model, not a curated record